This is a messenger RNA of Capsicum annuum, 3762 nucleotides long. RefSeq names its product protein EXECUTER 1, chloroplastic. The record is from RefSeq and is a predicted model, not a curated record. Lineage: Eukaryota; Viridiplantae; Streptophyta; Magnoliopsida; Solanales; Solanaceae. Gene Ontology annotation, cellular component: thylakoid membrane. The transcript has 11 exons. Gene Ontology annotation, biological process: response to singlet oxygen; singlet oxygen-mediated programmed cell death. The coding region runs from base 226 to 2280 and encodes 684 amino acids.
AGUGUGUAUUCUUGCAAUUGGCUUUGUCCAACGUCAGAAAAAUCAACAUCCUUAUCCCCAUAUAUAUUUUUUUUCUGUUCAUUUCACACUGAUUCUUCUUUACCAUUUCUUAUUUCUCUGUCUUCUUCUUCUUCUACAUCAAUCCACUUUGAAUAUUUUUAGUUUUUAGUGCAUUAGAAACAGCGUUGUUAUUCUCAUAUCUUGCCUUUAUUUAUUUAUAUUAUUAUGAUGGCGUCGAUUGCACCGCCGCCGACAUUUGAUGUAAACCCUCACAAAUUCAACUUCACAAAAAACCCUAAAUUCACCUCCCGAUUGAAGCGAUCAUCAUCUUCUUCCUCCUUCAAUCUCUCAACCUCUAGGGUUUCCGGUUCCGGUUUCUGUUGCCGUUGUCGGAACGGUACUGUUGGUGAUGGUGAAACUGCUGAGCCAUCGCCGUCGGAAUCUAAUUGGAGAUGGGAUUUGGCGUUUCAAGAUGCGGUUAAGAAUGCGAUGAAAAAGUUGGAUGAAUAUGUGAAUCGAUCAUCGAAAGGAGCGGGAAUUGCUGAGAAGAAGAGUGAAAUUGGUGGUGUUGAUGGUGAAGAAUGGGAUUGGGAGCGAUGGAAAAAGCAUUUCACUGAGGUUGAAGAGGAAGAACGAUUGGUUUCUGUUUUAAAGUCACAGUUGGCUCAUGCUAUUAGUAGAGAAGAUUAUGAAGAUGCUGCUAGACUCAAGGUGGCCAUAGCGGCUGGAGCUACUAAGGACAUUGUUGGAAGAGUGAUGUCCCAUGUAAAUAAAGCUGUAGAAGAAGAGCGCUACAGGGAUGCAGUAUUUAUGCGUGAUUGUGCUGGUACAGGAUUGGUUGGAUGGUGGGCUGGAACUUCAGAAGAUGUUAGUGAUCCAUAUGGCCGCAUUAUUCGGAUAAGUGCUGAGCAUGGAAGAUAUGUCGCGAGAAGUUACAGUCCACGCCAGCUUGCUUCGACCGUGGAAGGUGCCCCUCUAUUUGAAAUAUUUCUUACAGUGGACAAUAAAGGUGAAUACAGGCAACAGGCUGUUUACUUGAAGAGGAAGCCAGUUCAGCAAGAUUUACCUAUUUCUACAAAGCUGCUUGGUGCUUCCAGUAACUCGGACACUCUUGGUCCCACUGAAAACAAAAGUGAUAUGUUUGAUAAAAUCUCAGAUGCUGACGAAGAUGGUGAAGAUAGGGAGGAUGAUUUGGGCUUGCAGAAUGUAUUGAAAGACAUGAUUCCAGGGGUACAGGUCAAGGUUUUAAAAGUGACAGCUCCAGGGAAGGUAGAUAGAGAUCUAAUAUCAAAAGUCAUCGAGCAAAUAAUGGAUGAGGAAGAUGAAGAUGAAGAAAAGGAUUAUGAUUUGGACAGUGGGGAUGAUGAAGAUGAAAUUAAGGUGGAAAGAGAUGGAGAGCAGAAUGUGAUUGAAUUGGAUACAGACAAUGGGAUUAGUGAUGGUGAAGAGCAGAGUCAAAUUGCGGUUAGGGUGGUUGUUGGUGGUCUUAUGCAAAAUACCUCAAGUGAUGCACAGCAUAAAGACCUGCUUCGAGUACCGGCGAGACUGGAGAAGAAGGGUCACCUGUCAUUUACUUUUAGUAUAGAGGAAGAUGAGAACAAAAGCAAUUUCCCUAGCAGUGGACAAUCUUACCCAAAUAAAAAAUCUGGGCUCCAUGGUCAACGUAGCUUGGACCAUGUGAUGGUUGAUCUUGCUAAGUUCAUCGGCAAGGGCAAAAUACCUAUGAAGGUCCUUAAAGAUAUGGGAGAGUUGAUCAGUCUCACUCUUACUCAGGCGCGAAAUCGUCAGCCAUUGUCAAAGUCAACCAUCUUUAACCGCAUUGAGAUUUCAGCAUCUCCGGACCCCCUUAAUGGAUUAUAUAUUGGUGCUCAUGGUCUAUACACCUCGGAAGUUAUCCACCUUAGGCGAAGAUUUGGUCAGUGGAACGACGGUAGCCUUAAGGAGUCUUCACGCUUAGAGUUUUAUGAGUAUGUUGAAGCUGUGAAAUUAACUGGAGAUUCUUAUGUGCCAGCUGGUCAGAUAGCAUUCCGUGCAAGAAUUGGAAAAAAAUAUCAACUUCCACAUAAAGGGAUUAUUCCAGAAGAAUUUGGUGUGAUUGCUCGAUACAAGGGACAAGGAAGGCUGGCAGAGCCUGGUUUUCGAAACCCCAGAUGGGUUGAUGGUGAACUGGUUAUCCUAGAUGGGAAGUACAUUAAAGGAGGGCCUGUUGUGGGGUUUGUCUACUGGGAUCCUGAAUAUCAUUUCUUAGUGUUUUUCCAUCGGCUUAGGCUGCAGGAGUGAACAUCUCUGCACAUAGAGUUUGUGGCUGUUCGUUCCUGAUUCAGUUCUUUGUAGGUAUGCUCUUUCGCUCUUGUACUUCGCAAUGGCUCAAACUUAACACACAGACAGAGACAAGAAUCUCUUUGUUCGGAGAAAUUUGGAUACUAUAGCUAUUGCUACAGACAUGCAAGAAGUAUUAGUUGCAGUUCACAGAAUGAGGAGAUCUUGGAUUACUUCAACAAAUACCCAUUUCCCCCUAAUAUUUGGUAGAUCUCACAUUUUAGUCAUGAAAAAACACUUCAGAUGGUCAAAUAUCAAGGAGUAUGUGUCUGGUGAUGGAUAUUGUGAAGUGUAAAACAAUUGCUUAUACCAUGGGGUACUGUGGGUUUCAACCGUAUGUUGGAAUCUGAGUGUGGCAAGUUACUAUUAUUUCCUCUCAGCUUCAACAAUCAAUGUUUACUGUGAAGAGGUAAAACUGUGAGUGGCUUUUAAACCAUCAAAUUUCAACGAGCAACCAAAUCAAGUAUCAUGAGUCUUAAAGAAAUGAGAGACCGCAGGUUUCCCUGUAAAGUCGUAAUACCACUCAUCGUCUCUUUUGCUGCCCCUCUUCUCCUUAGAAGUAAUUCAGAUAAAGUUUAAUAUUUAUUACUAAGUCCAUGCCAAAAUAAUGUACACAACGAUGAUUUCAAUAACCUUUACCUUGUAUUCUUAAAAGACCAAAAGGUUAACAUAUGAUCUCACAUUCCCCUGAAACAAAAUAGCAACAGUUUACAUUUUCAACUUUUCUCCUUCUCUUAAACCCGUGUGAAGUUAAAACAAUUCAAAUUGGAAAAAGCAAGUAGUAGUACAUGGAGCAACUUUCUAUAGUUUAAGGGUUACAUUUAUCACUUGCAAUUGCUGAUAAAUUGAUUUGCCGUUCAAAGCUUUAAGUUAUAGUUUAGACCUUUGUACCUAUUCAAAAUCUUUUUGCUUGGAGGUAACAAGGUUCUGUGAACUGGUAAGUGUGCAUUUGUUACAGUAAUGGGCUCAACAGUUGGUAGGCUAUACUUUUCCAGCCAUAGGUUCUGGCAUUUUUUGGAGAAUUUAGACCACCACCUAUAAUGAUGUUGCUUUGUAUGAUAAAUUAUGUCUCACUUUGAUCUCUAAUCUCGUAAGAUGCUUUGCUUCUCUGUUCCUUUGCAGUGACGAUGAUAGCUAUUAUCACGGAACCUCGUGAGUUUUGAGCUGAAGAGCAUGACUCAAGAUUUCGUUGAAUAUGAAGUCCUGGGUAACUGACUGUUUUAGUGGUCAGUGUUAAGCCUUGUAAAUUGUAUGGAACUGAUGGCCAUUUUUGAUUGAUAUCCUCAAAAUUUCUCUGGUAUACCAAAUGGUCAGGCCAAUUAGCAAUUUCUUAGGGUGAUGAGCUUCUUGUACAUAUGCUCUUUAUGUUAUUAAUUCUUUUUUUACCCCCUCAAAAGUACAGUGUUGUACUUAUUUAUCUAAUAAUACCUUUAAGAGUUCAAA